Messenger RNA from [Torrubiella] hemipterigena, 636 nucleotides. The record is from the annotation of a GenBank genome assembly. NCBI's taxonomy places the organism in Eukaryota, Fungi, Ascomycota, Sordariomycetes, Hypocreales, Clavicipitaceae.
AUGCUUCCUAUUGUCGCUGCCACUCUCUUGAGCACCACCCGCGUCUACCUCUACAGCUACAAGUUCGAUCAACCCACCAAUAACCUUAACCACGCCUUUACAGGAGCAAACGUCACCGUUGCUCUGGUGAACCCCGCCACCAAACGCGGCUUCCACUGCAAGGGCCGUGGCGUCCCAACACAGCCAUUGCAAGAUCCCUUCUCUCGCGACGAUGCUCAAUUUGCUUGCUACGAUGACGGCUACGACAUCGCCAACCAGAAUAUCAAGUUCAAGUUUGAGGCACCAUCCUACCAGGGCUGGAAGGAUGGGCCCCACGAGUUCAACAUUACCAUGGACCAGACAUUCCGAUGCUCUAGUGCCCCGGGAACGCCGGCCUACCAGGCAACCAGCUUCAUGAGCCUUCCCACUUAAUUCACCAAUACUUGCGUGAGAGACAUUAAGGUCUACCCCGAAGGUGAUCCUGACCACCACUACCUGAUCAAGACAGAGGUCUGUGGCCCUUACUCUGGACAGCUCAAUGUUGAUGCCGUCAAGGUUCUUUCUUAAAUGCAUUUCCACGAUGCUCUUUUGCGCCUAGAGAUAAUUAUCUGUUUUUAAAUAGACAGACUGAUCUGAUUUAUUACAUAUUUCUUUAGA